AUGCCUUAUCAGGUCGUCGGCUACUCCGAGAACUACUGCGAGAUGCAUACGGGACUUUGGGGGGCCGGUCUCAGGUUGAGUAGCAUCCAUCAGGGCGUAUACUUCUGGCGACUGCUGAUUGGCAACAAUACGACACUGUCUACGAACAGUGGGGAACGGAUGUGCCUGGACAGUCCAGGCAUCGUAUGCGUAGAUAUCGGCGUUCAGAGUGUACCUCUUGGCGUGCUCGCUGUUCUGCUUCGCAGACAACACGGAAGCGUUAAUGCAUUGCACUCGUCGUUGAGCAUCGACUACUUAAACGAGAGCGUCUGGCUGAUAGACUUCGACACUCUCAUCUUCUCAAACAUCAGACUUUUGGAGCUCUCCAACGUUUAA
Colletotrichum lupini is the source of this 375-nucleotide messenger RNA. RefSeq lists its product as uncharacterized. The record is from RefSeq and is a predicted model, not a curated record. NCBI's taxonomy places the organism in Eukaryota, Fungi, Ascomycota, Sordariomycetes, Glomerellales, Glomerellaceae. Bases 1 to 375 code for a protein of 124 amino acids. The transcript has a single exon.